AUGAUUUCCUUCGGCGGAAACAGCCACGCCAUUGGAGAUUGGCCUGCGAGAAAGAAGGCGGCCAUUGCAUCGUCGGUGUUAUUCUUUGAGUUCUUCACAACGGUCAUUGCUACCACUGGUCCGGCAGCAGCUCAUUACGCUCAACUUGAAGGUUUAUUCACCGAGUAUAGCAGCAACGUCCUGCUUGUCUGCUUCGCAUUCGCGUAUCCCCUGGGUCAAGCGAUCGGAUGCCUGGUCAUUCCGCCAUUUUCUGAAGCAUAUGGCCGGCGGUUAUACUAUACCUCAUCAUGCGGUCUUCUCAGCUUGAUGUACGUGAUCAGUGGCGUCACAUCAUCACUGGGCGGAGUCUUCGUCGGCCGCAUCGUCAGUGGGUUUGCAUCGGCUGUUCCGUCCGUCGUUGUCGCUGGCUCGAUCGCAGAUCUGUACAAUGAGCGUGAGCGUAUCUGGCUCGUCUGGCUCUGGAAUUGCUUCACCAUCGUGAGUCAAGUAUUGGGCCCGGUGUAUGGCGCGUGGGUAGGCCAGUCGCUUGGCUGGCGAUGGAUCUAUUUCCUCCCUGCUAUCCUUGCGGGUGUGAUGGUGCCUCUAUUCUGCAUCAUGCCAGAAACACGGUCUUCGACAGCGGCAUCAGGAUCAGCAUCGGAGGAGCUGGCAGACAACGACUCCUCGCUCCAGCGUAUAGACAUGGAACAAAAUUUUCAGCAAGUUCACCCUGAAAAUAAUGAUCACAGCUGGAGGGCCAUCGUUGGCCGGCCCUGUCGACUGCUUUUUGGCGAGCCUCUCGUGUUCACCUCCACGAUCCUCUGCUCCUAUUCCAUGGGCCUCAUUUACAUGUUCACGGAAUCUGUGGCCAUUGUAUACACCGCGCCCGGCUUCGACUUCACCUACCCUCAAUCAUCCCUCGCUUUCCUCGCGAUGGCCAUCGGGGUCGUGUUCAGCGCUGUGCCCCGGUGGGUCGAUGUCAAGCGAUAUGCAGCAGAAGGGGAUACGGCGACUCCCGAGCUGAAACUCAACGGAUUCUUGAUGGGAUCGCCCGCACUAGCGAUCGGCCUUUGGAUAUUCGCCUGGACGAUUCCGCCCCAUGUGUACACGCAUUGGAUUGUCAGCAUGAUCGGUCUUUUCUUGAUGGGGUUUGCUGCCACAGAGAUCUCCUACACGCUCCAGGGUUAUCUGACGGAUGCCUACACUGUUCAUGCGAGCUCGGCGUUAAGCGGGUUGGCUAGCGUACGUGCAAUUGUUGCGUCUGUGGCACCUCUGAUCGCCCAACAGAUGUACCGCAACUUGGACAACAACAGUGCGACAACGAUCCUUGCAGGCCUCGCUACAUUAUUCCUCGGGGCCCCGAUCCUUUUCGUGCGCUUUGGCCCCCGCAUGCGUCGCAGGAGCCGAUAUGGCCAAGUCUUCAAACAAGAGCGGAUUCUCAGCGAACAAGCCUGA
Molecule: messenger RNA, 1434 nt
Organism: Dissoconium aciculare CBS 342.82
Lineage: Eukaryota; Fungi; Ascomycota; Dothideomycetes; Mycosphaerellales; Dissoconiaceae
Product: MFS general substrate transporter
Exons: 1
Coding region: 1-1434 (477 amino acids)
Biological process (GO): transmembrane transport
Molecular function (GO): transmembrane transporter activity
Source: RefSeq, a predicted model, not a curated record